CGUGCUGCAGCGGACUCAGACGGUCCUCCUCUCCCCGUCUUCCUCUCUCCUUCAGCGGGAUUUUCCCUAAUGGCAACGCCGGCGGACGACCCGCGGGAAACGGAGGACGUUGUCGUCGCGCUGUCGACGCACCACCACUCACACAACAGCAAUAGCAACAAUAAUAACAACAAUAACAACAACAAAGACAGUGAAACGGGGGACACCACGACGUCCACCACUGGGAGCACGGAGGCGGGAGGCGGGACACAGAGCCUCGGUAACGGGUCCGUGCUUAGCCCCAGCGGCGGGAACAACGGGAAGUGGGUCCGGCUGAACGUGGGCGGCACAGUGUUCCUCACGACGAGGCAGACCCUCCUCAAGGAGCAGACCUCCUUCCUGUACCGGCUGUGUCAGCAGCAGGACCUGCACUCAGACACCGACGAUUCGGGAGCCUAUGUGAUCGACAGAGACCCGACCUACUUCGGUCCCAUCCUGAACUACUUGCGGCACGGAAAACUGGUCUACAACAAGGAGCUCGCCGAAGAAGGCGUCCUGGAGGAGGCCGAGUUUUACAACAUCACGCCGCUCAUCAAACUGAUCAAGGAGAGGAUCCUGGAGAGAGACUCCAAGGCCACGCAGCAGGUGCCCCCCAAGCAUGUGUACCGCGUGUUGCAGUGCCAGGAGGAGGAGCUCACCCAGAUGGUCUCCACGAUGUCGGACGGCUGGAAGUUUGAGCAGGUCAGCGUGCGCGCCUGCAGAAAGCCCCGCACCGGACUGCUCUGGACUAUGGUGAACAUCGGCUCGUCGUACAGCUACGGGACGGAGGACCAGGCUGAGUUCCUGUGUGUCGUCUCAAAGGAGCUUCACACUCCCGGGUCAGGACUCGCUACAGAGCAGAGCCACAAAACAAAGCCGGCGGAGAUGCAGGAGGAGGAGGAGGAGGAGGAGGAGGAGGAGGCGGCGAAGGAGGCGGAGGAGGUGGAGGAGGAGGAGGGAGGGAGAGAAACCACACCGAAUGAGUGGAUUAGAGAAUGAGGGAGUCAUGUUGCUUUGUUCCAAAGAGAGGCGGGAAUGGCUCUUCCAGAUCCACGGGUCCCGGAUGUAGAAAUGUACAAGAUUUUUAAGUUAUUAUUUUCUAUUCCUACUGCGCGUCAUCCCCCCAAAAAUCUAAGGUGUAGCAUUGACAAAAGACCAGGUAGAAAAAACCACAGAAUCUCACAGGUGAGCACAGCAAUACCUUCAUUUAAUUAGUAGAAUCGAUCGUGUGUUUGCGUAGGUUAUCUCGCCAAGGGCAUUCGUGUAGUGGAGCUUAGUACAAUUUAACCAAAGAUCCAGAUCCAACCUGGAUGAUUUAAAGGUGCUGAGAAAUUUGCCUGAAAAAAUUGACAUUGUUUUGUCAUCGUUGCUUCUGCGUCUCUAUGAUCGGAUGUUAAAAGCGAAGGGUGUGAAGGGAUCAGAUCAUUGUGAUAUUUCCUGAGGGCGUUAUUCCCAUUGUCUUUUUUCAUUUUGCGCUUGAGGCAAUAACUGCGCUUAUAUGUCUGUAAGCCUGGAGAGUGUUGAGAUGAGCUAAAGCCUGUUUGAUUAAUGGAUUUUUCUGCUUUUUUAGCCAGAAACCCAUUAAAAAUACUGGUGAAUUUUCAAGGAAACUCUUUCUCUUUAACUCAAUUAGCUUUUAGCGUCACAUUCCAAAGUGCUGAAUCCAUUUAGAUAUCAUUUUAUGGUGUUGUGAUGUAAAUGUCCUGCCUUUUAUUUUAUUUACAGCUAGUUUAUUCACGCCAAUUCAAUCAGCUGAUUCGUUCUUAAUUCGUACUUCUUCUGUUCUCUAAAGGUCCCCCAUUAUUAUUAAUUCCACUUGUUCAUGUCUUUUCCUCAUAAAGAUGUGUCCCCUCUGUGUUAAGGGACUCUGAAAGUUUCAGGAAUUUCUUUUUGUCCUGAUCCAUCUCUAUAAAAACCGGUCUGAAAAUCAGCGGAUCAGAUUUUGGCCACUUUGUGAUGUCACAAUGUUUCUUUGGGUUGUGCAACCAUUAGCCAUUAACCAACUGAGGUAACACCCGCCCACCUUAUCACCUGAAUCCCCUCCUAGAGCACCAUUGUGGUUUUUUAAACCAAUCGUCUCUCAGAGGGGCGUGGCCAGCAGCAGCUCGUUAGCAUGUAAAGGUACAGACACAGAAUCAGCACUUUGGGCUGAAACAGAGGGGUUUAUGGGAUGCUGCAAUGAUCUGUUUGGUGUUUCAGCCAAUCAGAGAGAGGUUCUGUAUUUAUCUGAGACCUGUUAAAUAUUUAAAAAGAGUAUAAUAGGGGACCUUUAAAGACCAACGCACAAUCAAAACGAUUGAAAUACUUAUUUGUCUGAUUUAUAUCCUCCACUCUGAGCACAUAAACUGGCAUGGACAAACGUGCACAAAUAUUAAGCCAAAAAGAUGAGCCUAAAGCCAUUCACAUCUCUAGUUUGAUCUCACACACGUCCGCACAGUAAAUACAAAGUGCUAGACGGAAGAACAAAAAAAACGUGGUAAAAGCGGAGUCUGCUCACUUGAUAAUGCUCCCAUGAACAUUCAAUUAAUUGCCAUGAGUCUGCAGGCUCUAACAUCACUGGUGUUAAUUAAAUUAAUGUUCAUGGGAGCAUAAUCUAACUGUGGAAACUCUAUAACCCUUUAGUGAGAGCUUGAGCAGAUCUUGUGCAGCACAGGCUUCUUAGUUUUGUUAAAAGUUAAUUGACACAUGGAAUCUGUACAGCUGAACACAGACUACAGCAUUUAUUGGAGUGGGAUAUGUUUAAACCCUUAGCAUGUAUUCACUGAUGCUCUCCUUACAGAGGUUUCAUGUGUCGUUGUGUAACAAAGCUGAAAACAAGCAGACAAAACCACACACUCUCCACCAACACUGACAGCUGCAGGGAAAAGGCUGUAGCUGAGAUGCAAAGACAUCAAAAUGAAGAGAGGGAGGUGUGUGUCUGUUUUGCACAAAAAAAGUGAUACCAACAAACACAGUGGUAAUGGUUUCUCUGCUGUGCCGCAGUGCAGGUGAAUGAUUGAGAAGGGUUUUAACAUCACACAUGACAUUUAACAAGCUCUAUUGGCAACAAGUAGGAAUUGCACCACAGAUCAGAUGUGUACCCUCUGCACAAGACAGUUUUUAUAAAAGUUGUGUAUAGAAUUUAAUUAAUUUCAAGCUGUCAUUCAGAAAAUAGCAGGUUUUUGCAGUGCAUUUACUGGUAAACUAUAAAGGCAUAGUUGUUAAAUGCUUGAAAACCACCUAUAAACAGGGUAAUCAGUUUAUAUCAGCAGGUAAAUGUGUAAAUAGACCAAUAACACAUAUACCGUACAGUAAAAAUAUACACCCGGAAACACAUUCGUUGUUGAACAGAUGCUAACGGAGGGGCAGGACUUUGUAAAGUACUUAUUAGAGGCAUAAAUAAGAUUAAUAUUUGAGGUAAUCUGCUUUUUUUUUAAAGCCAAACAACCAUAGACAUUAAAAUAUAACUUAACUAAAGAAGAAAGACUCACUAUAUUAAGUAAUCAAACCAAAUAGACGUUCCUAAAACAGCUGGGCUAAUCCGUUUUUAAGCUAACGUUACUUAAACCGCGGUAAAAUUAGCGUUUAUUUUCAGCUCCAAACUGUAUUUACACAAUAGACUGUAUAAAAGAAGUGGGAGUAGUCUCUGGGAUUUCACUCACUGGUUGUUUGACUUUCACCAUCAUGUUUUUGGGAUAUAUUGGGACUACAGGGUGGAGCUGGGAAAGAGCAGGGACAUGUAGCAUUAGCAGCUAACGCUAGCUAGGUUAGCAAGGUGAAUCCGCAAGUCAUGCUAAAUUGGGUUGCCAGUUUAACAUUGGAUUUACCUGAAAGUUAUAAUCUGCAGACUCCUUAAGAGUGUCUUUCUGGUAGUCAUGCCCUAAAGCAUACACUGCUUUAGUGCCUAUUUGACCCUAAAUGAGUAAUACACUGAAAAAAACAACCCUUGAAAGUAAAGAUUUAGACCAUGAACUCGUCAGAAAAAUUAACUCUUCAAAUCAGUUAAAAUGUUGGGCAAUUUCCUCAUUGACUUCCAUAAAUUCAUAGCUGAUUUUGGUCUUUUUAUUGAAUUAUUGGUUAUUAGAAAUACUUAAAGCUACGUUUUUUAAUACAUCUGUCUUGGACGAACUGUUGGUUCUUUGGCUCCGUCUGCCCAAUUGAGCAAAGGCUUCUGUUUGGCUCCUGUGUAACACUGACAAGCACACACACACACACACACACACACACACACAUUUAGGCUGAUUUAUACACACACUACGCAGUAACAGUGAGACAAUCGAGAUGUAAGAUCAAUAGAAGGCAUCUUUUUUACAACACUUUUAUACUAAAACCUGAAAAAAGCCUGUGAAUACGACACUGUGUUUGCGUGUGUGUAGGAUGAAGUGUCUCGUCUACUUCAAGUGUAAAAUAGAGACCGUUUUAAGGUACCUUGCAAUACCUUAUUAGACUAAUAGAGUAACUGUUAGAGUAGUGAUCAUGCUUAUGAUAAUCAUGAAUUUAGAGGAAGAAGACUGUUGAUUAUUAUUUCGUAAUUUCUCUGAUAUUUGUGGGUGCCUUGAGUUGGAAAACUGACGUGUCAAAAACGAUCACUACAUGCUUUUUCUUUCUUUUUAAAGUCACUUUUUUCAUACUUUAGGCUACAAAUGAGUAGUUAAAGGAAAGUAGAUAUAAGGAAAGAGGUGAAGCUGUUUUAGUUUGUAGAAAAUGUCCUGCCUUUUUUAUUUUUCUACGUUCAGUUGUCUUAAUUUAUUUUUCACCGUUUCUGUUUUUAAUGUGACACGGUGAUAGGAAUUUGGGCUGUUCCAUUUUUUAAUGGGGGGGGGGGGUGACGUUUGUUUUUUUCUACUUUUAACACUACAGAAAUAUACUCAUCCCCCAGUUUGUUAAUGUGAGUUUAAGUUUUCAUGAAUGCUGUUGAAAAGACAUUUCCCAAUAUAGAGAUUUUAUUUCCGAUGUGUUUCCGUUAGGGUCAGUUUUAUAAUCCCCCCCUUCGCAUGUCCAGUGACCUAGUUUGGUUUCCUGGAUCCACACUUAGUUUUAGACUUCGUGCACUGUGUUUCUGCUCUAUACAGUACAUUGCGUUUUCACAUAGUAUUUGCAGCCCUGUUUUAUUAUUCUGUGCAAAAAGCGAACACCCAUCAGGCAGCUGAGGAUAGAAACAUAUUUUACUGAUGCUGGAGGGUUUUUUCUGUCCAUAGCGCCUCAGUACACAUGCACCAACGUGACACAUGCAUUGUAACGCCUCAGAGGAGUCUGUACAGGGUGUGUUUUGAUUUUAUUUGACUGUAUUCCACCUGAAAAACAUGCAUUUUAACAAACUGACAGGUUGUUUUAUGUUAUUUUAUUUAAUGUACAUGAAUGUCAUUAUUCUCAACAAAUAAAUCUUUGUCCUUUGGUUUAAAAAACUGA
This is a messenger RNA of Eleginops maclovinus (Patagonian blennie), 5406 nucleotides long. RefSeq names its product potassium channel tetramerization domain containing 17 (gene kctd17). Gene Ontology annotation, molecular function: cullin family protein binding. Gene Ontology annotation, biological process: proteasome-mediated ubiquitin-dependent protein catabolic process; protein homooligomerization. Gene Ontology annotation, cellular component: cytoplasm; Cul3-RING ubiquitin ligase complex. The coding region runs from base 70 to 1017 and encodes 315 amino acids. The record is from RefSeq and is a predicted model, not a curated record. NCBI's taxonomy places the organism in Eukaryota, Metazoa, Chordata, Actinopteri, Perciformes, Eleginopidae. The transcript has 7 exons.